Molecule: messenger RNA, 11767 nt
Organism: Drosophila novamexicana
Lineage: Eukaryota; Metazoa; Arthropoda; Insecta; Diptera; Drosophilidae
Gene: Vps13B
Product: vacuolar protein sorting-associated protein 13B
Exons: 15
Coding region: 123-11423 (3766 amino acids)
Source: RefSeq, a predicted model, not a curated record
AACAUCGUAACAAAAUUAACGAAAUGUGCAUUAAAUUAGAGAAGGAAACGUUCAAUUAACUAGGGAACCCACUUGAGCUUUGGUUAAUGCGCUUUACCAACGUGUAGUCGUGGACAGCGACAAUGUUUAAGCUAGAGUCCUACAUAACACCAAUUUUGCUGAACUACGUGGCGAAAUAUGUUAACAUUCGUGACGAAGAUGCACAGGUGUCGCUGUGGGAGGGCGAGGUAUCGUUUCAGAAUUUGGACCUGCGCCUGGACGUGCUCGAGGAGGAGCUGAAUCUGCCAAUUGAGCUCGUCUCCGGCCACAUACACGAGCUGUCCAUCCAAGUGCCCUGGACAAAGCUAACAUCGGAGCCGGUGCGCAUAGAGAUCAAUACCAUUGAGUUUGUCGCCAAGCUGCCCAACGAGGAGAGCAAGCAGCGUCGCGCCGCCCGGCUGCAGGAACAGCGUCGCAAACGCACUGCGGCCGAGGCCGAGGAGCAGCAGCAGGCCCCCACCAGCAUUCCCGCUGUGGUCAACAAGAUCAUCAACAACAUCAACUUGCAGUGCCACAACAUCAUUCUGAAAUACGUCGACGAUGACAUUGUGGUCUCCAUGAAUGUGCAGUAUUUGAACUUCAGCGCCGCCGACGAGAAGUGGCAGCCAGCCAUGGUGGAUGUGAAUCCCGUGAAUGUGUUUUUGCGCAAACUGCUGCAGGUAUCCGAUUUAACGAUAUGCCUGGACAAGCGAAACACAGCUGGUCGUAUUGAGGUGUGCCAGGAGCCGGUUCUAUACCGUUGCACACUGGAGCUGCGUGUGCUGCGGAAACACAAUGUGAAUACCAUGAGCACCAUGAGCACCACGCGGAUUGGCGUCUUCACCAAAUCGCUGGACAUUAAUGUGUCGUCGAUGCAGCUGCCGAUGGUUAUGAGGCUGGUUAAAAUGCUACUGGAGCUGAAGCCCGCUGAAAUUGAGGAGGAAAUCUUUAGCUUGGAGGCGCCGGUGGCGACUCCCAAUGUCGGCGGCCCCACAAAUCUGGUCUCAAGCGACGUGGUCACAACUUCUUUAUUUUCGCGUGCAUGGAAUUUGUUUCCCAGCUUCGAGACACCACCGACCUCGGCAACUGUCGAGGAUCCCGUUGGGCAUGCCUUCGAUGUGGGCGUCUAUGCGGAGGAAUUGAAUUUCCAGCUCAAGAACUCGGAGCUAAUCACCGACCAGGCCAUGGGCGGCAUCAAGCGCAUACGCUAUACCCCAAUUCUGCGCAUCAGCCUGGGCGGCAUAUACUACGAGAGGUCGCAGCUGAAGGAGAGCGAUUGGACGAAUGUGCGGGCGGGCCUGUCCAGUAUUUGUAUGGAGCCGUUGGGUGUCUAUCGCAGCGAAGAUCCCAUGGAUCGCAGCCUGGUCAACACAAAGGAGUUCCACAACGAGCGCGCGUUCAUUGACAAGAGUCUGUUCGAUGAUCAGUACACGUUCGCGGAUCGCAGUUGGUCCAGCCACAAUCACGACGAUUACUUCGCACGCAACACCGACGAAUAUAUGCUCUUUCGCAGUCCGGUGCUCGCCUUCGACAUUGUCGAGUGCCGUGCGCCGCGGCCCGCUAGGGGCCAAGCCUCGCCGGAGGCGCAGCUGAGAGAUCUGGGCCUGCGCGUCAAGUAUCGAGUGCUGUCCGCGGGCAUAACAUUCCAUUUUACGCAGUCAUUUCUACAGGUUAAAAAUGUAAUUAGUGAUUUAUUGCGUCCUUACGAUUACACAGGAUAUCAUGCAGAGACCGUAAACGACAACGUCAUCAGCCCUGUGAGCAGGGAAGAGGAGUACAAGAACCGGUACAUGACUUAUGCCGAUUUUGAGUACCUGAUGGGCUUUAUGCCUAUGUGCAACUAUAAGAUUGAGUUGCGUGACAUGACCGUCAAGUUCUAUCCGCGACAGCAGAGUGACGAGAGCUCCUCGGCCGCCAAUCAGCAUCGCUUGACCACCACGGUCAACCAAUCUCUGCUGCCCUAUCUGCAGCUGAGGCUGGCCUUCGCCGAGGGUGUCAUUUGUGGACCGGCCAAUCCGCAGCGUCUGGUGCAGCUGAUCACCCAUCUGGAGGACAAGCCGCGCGAGAUAAUCGAGUCCUGCUAUAAUGCGUACACGUUUAAUGUCAAGAAUUUGUCGUUGUCGGCAAUCAAUACCACGCCGGAGAUGGGCACGGCCAAGCUGUUGAAUAUACCCAGCAUGCAGGUGCAGUUCAAGAGCCUCCUCUUGCCCAAUUAUUGGCGCCGAAAUGUGGCCGCUCUGGAGACGGCCGAGGUACAAUCGGAGCUGAUUAACGUGGAGUUCUCCAAGCGUGAACUCGUGCUAACCACACGCAUCAUACCCCUGAUAUUGGGCUACAAUGGCCCCCAGCUGGGCGCCCUGGCCAAGCUGACCGCACAGGCGAACAACUCCUCGGACGUGAUCAAGCUGCAAACGCUCAUCACCAAGGUGCGGCUCAACUAUCGCAAGUACCACACGCACCUGGCCAUGUUGUUCUCGCUGCGAAACAUGAGCACAGAUGUUUACCACACGAUGAUGAACAUUCGAAACGUGGUCUUGUCCACAAAUAAGGGCAUCACCAACAAAUGGCUUGAGCUGCAGUUGCAGGUUCCGCUUCAGGACUCGAAGCUGGACAGCAAGCUAAUACCCGCCAAUGCGGUGUGCCUCUGGAUCGAAAGUUUUCGCAUCACACUAGACAUCUAUUUGUUGCAGUUUCUCAACUCUUUCGAAAAUCCCGAGCCGUGCAUUGAGAAUGAUUUGGAACCCGAGUUUGAUUCAUACAGUCUAUCCGAAAAGCUUCCGUCGAAUUCGAACUUUUCGAUGGCUUCGGUGCCAAAGUUGUCGCAAAUGGAAGUGAAUAUGCGUCGCCUGAGCCGGACGAAUAGCCGCAAGAUCUCUGUGCCCGCAGAGACGAUACACGCAAGCACCGAACGCGACGAGAAGCCGGCCACGCACGUGGAACCCGUAAAAAUGGCGCCAAAAAGCGAAUCGAGCGGUGAUCAAAGCAUCGAAUUGAUCCAGUUGAUGAAGCGCCUGAGAACCAUAGUUGUGGUCAUGGAGAUAACAAAGGUGCGGAUCGAUGUGUGCGAGGUGAUGCUGCGCAGGGCCAACAAGGAUGCGGAUGUGGAGUACACAUCGAUUCGAUUGGACCGCCUGAAAAUCAAGUCGAGCCACGCCGACGAGGUGCUGCGCGGCAACAUACGCACCGUCAUCAGCGUGACGAACAAUGCGGAGCUCUGCAACUGGGUUAUGGAGCUGAAGGAUUUCGCCGUCUGCUAUCGCCUGGGCGACACAACCGAGAUGAUUGUGGCUCCGGUGCGGACAACAAUCACGCUCGCCCUGUCCCACAAGAUAGCCGAAAAGGUGCCGGAAGCGCUGGACUCCAAGUCCAACAAGCGUUCCGACUCGUUUAUCGAGGAGGCCAAAAUUGAGGGCCAGUCGGGCUCCAAGAAAGUCGAGUGGCAGGAGGAGCCGCAGUACAAGGCGGAGCUGCCGAGCACCUACUCGAUCAAUGUGCACGUGGACAUGUCAGCUAUCAAUAUCUUUGGCCGUCAUCUUAAACUCAUGCAUGAUCAUUACGAAAUCCUCAACGCGGUCUACACUUCGCUUCUCUCCUUGAGCGCCGGCUCGUGCCAAACGCAUCGGGCGGAGCGCCGGCCCAGUCUGGAGAUUUACACGGGCAGCGCACAGAACUAUGCCAUGCUGAAGGAGUUUCUCGAACUGGAUCCCAACUUUAAGCCGACCGCUAACACCCCAGAUCCGAAAGUGAAGGCCUCCUUGAUAUUUUUUUGUCAGUGGACUAUUCCGCGCAUUUCGCUGGAAGUGGAGGGCUUUUGUGAUUACAAGCACCGCAAGCUCUUGUUGAGCUUUGAGGAUCUGCUACUGAACGUGGACAGGCACGAGGACUUCACCAAGGUCACCACUAAAGUGGAGAACUUCAGCCUGAACUACUAUGAGGCGAUCGUGCUAGACGAGUGGCAACUCAUGGACGACUUUCACAUCAAAAUGCUGGGCGACAAUAUGAAUUUGCCGCUGAUCAAUGUUGUCGUCACAACUGUCAGCCUGCAGGAUCUGCACUCAAAGAUUGGGGCUCGCGAUCUGCUUAGUGAACGUCGCACAAUCUCCGAGCUGAUCAUCGAGGUGCAGCCCAUCGAAAUAAUCUUGCAUGUGGAUCGCAUUAGCGAGUUCUUGGUAUCCCAAUGCGAGGUCUUUGAAAUAAUGCGCAGCGGUUCAACCAAAGAGGUCGCCAAGACCCAACCGGAAGCUGUUAAGGAUAGCAUUACGACUGUGCAUGAUUUGCCCAUGGUACAUCUGAACAGCAAGGGCAUCUUUAUCUACCUGCCCGUCGAGUCGGAGAAGAAAUGCUGCAGCGUGCUCUUGCUGCGGAUCGAGAGUAUCAAGCUGACGCCGAGUGUGGAGAAUCCUCUGGUGCGUCAGCCCAUUCGCCCGGAUGUAUACAACAAGGCAGCGGAGCUAAAUAUGCUGAGCACGCCGGGCUCCCUGGUCGAGGAUCGUCAGUACGAGCUGAGCGUGCGCAGGAUUUCGCUCUCCUCAGGCAACUGGCUGCAGACGCAGAAAUAUCGCACGGAGGCGACGCUGGUGAACAAGCACAGCAAUCCGGCUCUGGAGUGGAACAAUCAGACGCGUUCCACAGAGCUGGAGCACAUGGAUAUAUUCAAGGACUUUGAUUUUAUCACCGUUUUUGCGCCAGCCAUCAGCUACGAUCGGUUUUUGGUAUGCGGCGAAAGCGUCGAGUUCAAUUGCGUGACGGAUUUUGUGGCGACGCUGAAUACGCAUCAAAUUCACCUGAUCUCCUGCAUCAUAAAUCGUGUGCAGCGGCUACGCGGCAUUCUGGGCCAGAGCUGUUUGGAAACAUGCCCCAAAUCCAGACUCCCUGCGAUUGUCGGCAGCCUGAAGCUCUCCGUAGCGGAUGUGCAACUCGCUCAGUCGAUCUGGUCGCAAACGCAUAAAAGUAAACUGAAUAAAGAUUGGGCGAAGGCGAAGGCGAAGGCGCCUGCCUUCGGCAGCUUUGCGGAUGCCCACAGCAGCGACACGCUGCUCGUCUCCUGCCAGAGCGACUCGGGCAUUAAUAUACCCAAAAAUACAAUUGGUGUCCAGGUGCCGCGAAACUAUACGUUGGACUCGCAGAACCAGCUCGGCGUCACAAAACAAAAAUUGAGCUAUCCGCGCAGCGUCUCCUUUGUCGCAGGCAUCUUUGCGCUCAGAGUCUACGAUGUGCUCGAGGAAAAGGAUGAGCUGAAGUUCCGACCGCUGCUGCUGGUGACCGUAUCGCAGCCGAGUUUUAUGUCCACGCAAACGCCGCGUGCUGUCAUUACCCAGGCUUCCGUUUUUGACUUUAAUAUACAUUUGGCCAGGUCGGACACGGAGCGCGACUUCGUCAGCUAUGAUGAAGCUCUGAACGGGCAGUUCAGCGAGCCCGUCUUCGACACGCAGCCCGGUACGCUCGGCAGCUCCGGCAUUCCACCGCCUCUUUUCACCCUGAAGACGCAAGUCGAUAGGAACCAGCACGUGGACGUGGACAUCGAGCUGCGCAAGCCUAUGCAGCUGAGCCUAUGCGAGAGCAGCGUCAAGCUGCUCUCCAGCGAUCUUAUACGCAUCUACUCCUUGUUGAGCCUUACUCCUUACUUUGCCCAGCGCAGCGAGAGGCCUGUUGUGCACACCACGCACAUGCGCCAGCUGAAGCUGCAGUGCUUCAAUGCGGAUCGCCUGCAUUUCGUUUGUGACCGGGUCACCGUCAAGUUCUACGACGAGGCGCAGAGCUACAGCUGCAGCGCCGUCUGCCUGGACUUUAAUGCCAACGUCAAGUUCACGGACCGGCCACAAAAGGCCUCCAUUAAGUCGACGCUGGGCGCCUUCUAUGUGCAUACCGGCGAUCAGAUACUGCUGCAUCCGCUGCUGAUACGCCUCUCCGCGGAUCUGCUCAGUGAAUCCUGGUGCGAUCAGCUGCUGACCAGCAUCACGCUCAAGCUCAACGUGCUGCACGUCGAUGCGAGCAUCCAGAACAUUUUGCAUCUGAGUCAGGCGCGCGAUGGACUGGACAACAUUAAAACACACGCUGACCAGGAAUGGCAGCACUUUCUGCAAGAGCGUCCAUCGCUGGGCCAGCCGCCGGCAAAUCCGCCGAAGGAACUCUUGAAGUACACGCCCUCCCAGGCAGAGAUUGUGCGCUCCAAGACUGCGCAGAAAACCAAGAUUGAGUUCUACCAGGACGACUUGCGCGCGGGCGCCUUUCAGUUUGUCUAUCUGAACACGGACACCAUGCUGCCAAUGCCCUACCAGGUGCAGAUCAUCAAAAAGAACUAUGGCAUCAUUUGCUGGCGCUAUCCGCAGCCGCGCCAGAUGAGCCGCAUACACAUCUAUCCCGUGCCAAUGCCCGUGGAGAAUCCCAUACACAUCCAAUGCCGCAUGGAGUACUUCAGCGAGACACACGAAACAUUUUUGCACUAUUGUGAUUUCGAGCUCUCGGAGAUUGCCAGCAAGCAGUUAACGCCGCCGGAUCGCAACAUUAGCGCGACAAUUUGGCGCGUGGUGAUCAUGCAAUCGCUCAUCUCUGUGAACGGCUCCUGCUUCGAUCCGGAGGAGGAUGAGGAUCUGCAAACGAUCGAGAGCAGCCGCUUGGAGUUUGACUUUAGGAAAUGUGACAACAAUGAUUUUAUCCUGCAUCCGAAAGUUCUGGUGGGCUGCAUGCGCAUCGAUACCACCUUCCAGGCGGAUCUGGUGCCCAAGCUGCAGCUGCUCGUGUGCUGUCAGAAUAUUAAGUUGAACUUCUUGAACCAACCGGACGCGUCGAAUGUGCUGCCGCCGCCGCUCCGGAAAUAUUAUUUGCGACGCAUCACGAAAAUAACGCAGACAUUUCUCACCGUGCACGUGGAUGAUGUGCGGCUGCACGCGUCCGUCUAUACGCCGAAUAAUUACAGCGUUGAGACGGACUUUCGCAGUCGCAUUAAGUGCCUGGACUAUGGCUGCCUCAAUAUGCUGGACAUCAUGGAGCCCAUGGCUUUUCAUAGCUAUUUGCGGUUUAACAGCGCAAAGAGCUUGCUGCAGGCCAACUUUUUGCUGGACAAGCUGCGUUUCAAUUGUGGGCCCUGCGUGAUACACACGCUGCUCUGCUCCAAGCAGCACUGGCAGGAGCUGCUGCAGCAGCACGACGUCGUGCACACCCUAAUGCCCAGGUGCGUGAUCGUCAAUCGCAUGCAGACGGCUUUUGUCUUCGGCCAGACGGGCACAAGCGAACGGAUCCCGGUGGCAACCCAGGAGAUGCGUCCCUACUAUUUCUGCAGCGAUAGUCACGGUCAGGAGCUAACGUUCCACAUCGAAGAUGCGGACACGCAUCAGCUGGAGGUCAGCGAAUCGGUGCCGAUUGCUUUAAAGUUCGAGGACGAGCACCAAGUGCGUCAUGUGCGCGUCGGUCAGCGCUUCCUGACCAUCAAGCUGAGCAAAUUGUCCGCCACGCAGGUAUAUAUCCUGGUCAAGGGCCAGAUUGAGCUGGUGAGCAUGGUGCCCUUUGAGCUGCUCACCGAGUUUCGAACUGAGGGCAAUCCACAGGACGAACAACAGACACAUUUGCUGCCUGCCAAGGGCCGCGUUUCCUUUUACCAGGAUGUGGCGCGAAAUGCCGACAUCAGCAUGAGGCUCAAGCUGAGCUCGAGUCAGGGCAAAGGACGCACUGGAGACAUCCCGCUUAAGUCGAACAACAGCCUGCCCUGGCUGGUGAAGGUGCCGACCCAGUUGCCGCAGCAGUUUAUCAGCUUUUGGGUGCGCAUUGUGCGCGAGGACAUUCCGCUGGGACUUAUCGAUGAUGAUGAUUUGUCGCCGCAAAGGAUACUCGUCAGCAUUUGGCCCAUAUUCGAGAUCUGCAACUUGCUCAGCUGCGAGCUGCCGGCAACGGAAAGCAGCACUGAGGAGCAGUUCAUUAUUGCUGCGGAGGGAGGUCGCCAAUCCUUGAGCACGGCCACAACGCACUCCACGGAGCAUUGCGUGAAGUUCAAAUUCCCCUGCGCCCUAGGCCCCGCCUCGCAAGGAGAAUACACUUUUAUGCUCAAGUCCAUCGACUGGCACAAGUUUUUCCACUACGAGCCCGCGGAUUGGCCCAUUGAGCGCACGCUGGACCAGUUGGACAGGACUCUUAAGCCCAAAUGGCCGCUAAACGAUGCCGAGGAGCUGCGCGUGCAUCGACCGUUCAAGCUGCUCGACCAGCUGGAUGUCCAGUACCGUGCGCAGGCGACACGCGAGUUCUCCUGCACCCUCGGCCUGGAAAUUGCCGCCUGGGGCAUGUUCAUCAACGACACGGAUCUGGAUGUAAGCAUCUGUUUGCCGGCGGCAGGCGCUCGCCAUCUUAUCCGCGCCAACUGCCUGGAAAUGCUGCCCGCGCUAGGCGGCUACUUUACAAUCGCAGCGCCCGUCGCCUCCAGUUGGAUAUCCUCGCUGCCCAUCUGCCUGGAGAAUCAGACGCAGGCGGCGGGUGGCCUGGGGCGUCAUGUGCUUUUGCGCGCCAAUUCGUAUGUGGACAUAGUCCUGGUGCGCUGUGCGGAUGUGUUGCGUUUGCUGCUCGAGUUCAAGCUGGAGGAUGGCCAUCGCGUUUUUAAGCUGCGCUCCAAGUUUGUGAUCGCCAACUUCUCGGACGUCACGCUGUCUGCCCUGCCGCUGACCAUGGACCACAAGGAGACCGCGUCGCGCUCCGAUGUUAAUGCUCUGGAUUUUCUAAGGACCAUUCGUAAGCUAGAAUCCUUGAAGGCCAAGCAGCAUAACAACAUUGGCGUCUCCGUGGAGCUGUUCCACGAUCUGAACGCUCACAAGUCCAAGCACACGAGCGACACUGCUUUCGUCUACUUUAUGUGCUUCACCGUGGCCGGCAAGCAAGACAUUUGCAUACCCGUGCCGCUGACGCUGCCCUUUACGCGCCGUUGCUUCAAUCUGCAGGACGGUAGCGAUUCCAUACCCUUAAUGAUCAGCCUCAUCGAGAAGGACAAUGUGUACUAUCUGAACGUGUUCCGCGACACGUCGCCGGCCCUGAUCAUAAACAACAAUACGAAUGUGAAGCUUGUGGUGGCCCAGACGAGCGCCUCGGGCAACAGCAAUGUGACCUGCACCUCGCCCGAGCUGGCGGGCAAGCACUUCGAGUGGAAUCAAUUGAUUGCGCCGUUUAGCAAAUGCUACUAUACGCCGCCCCAGAUGUACGCCAACUUUCCCGACGUCGAGUUCACCAUGUGCAACCUGUCCCUGGCCCUUUACAGCGAUUUAGUUGCUUGUGGCAAGCACAAGAUUAGCUGGUCGAAGCCGAUUCGCACGGACAAGUCGUGGCAGAAGUUCAUACAUGUGCCCAACCAUGGCGACAUCAAGGUCGUGAUCUGUGAUAAGCAUCGAGCAAUACGCUUCAACAUCUACUACAUAGCUCAGCAGCUGGAGUUCUCCGUUAAGGAUCUGCGCUCGCGCCUCAAACAGCCUGAAAGCACGGCACAGCCGCAAUUGCCAGAGGUCGCCGAGGAGCAGCCGACCCGGUCGGAGGUGGAACCCUCUGGCUGCGAGCCGGAGCAUCGAACCGUUGACUGCAUCCACUUUAGGCAGGAGUGCGAGGCGCAUCUUACGAUCGCCGUGCGCUUCUUCGUGAAGAGCUUCGUCUUCAGCCUGCACACAAACGAUCGGGAUCGGGAUUAUCUGAAGACCGAGGUGUGCAACAUAUAUGCGGACGAUGUCAUGUUGGCCUACGACGACGACGAGGACGGACAGCGUGUGCUGCAGCUGCAGCUGCCCAAUCUGCAGGUGGACAAUCAGCUGUACUCCAAUGGCAAAUACGAUUUCCCGGUGCUUCUGUGCGCCCAGAAGCUAUACAAGCGCGACAGCUGCCUGCCCAAGGUGUACGAUCUGGAGGAGCUGUAUCGCAGCCAGGCGCGGGGCACGAUUUCAAUGAUAACCUUUGUGCUGUACGAGGAUGAGCUGCAGCUGCAGGCGGUGCGCUGCCAGCUGCAGCCCCUGCGCGUCUACAUCGAGGAUGCGUAUCUCAACCAGCUGCUGGACACGCUGGUCGAGUGUGCGCCCUCCAACUGUGUCUAUACGCCGCGCGUGGACACCAAGCGCGUCGUUCUGGACGCCGGCCAGAUAUGGCUGCCGGAGCAGGUGGUCGCCCAGGCGCGCUACAUCGCCGAGCCGCUGCGUCUGAACAGCUUUAUUGUAGAGCCGCUCAGUCUGCUGCUCUCGGUGCACACAUCCUCGCGCUUGUAUAUCGCACUGGAUCAUUCGCCUCUCUCCUUCUCCCGUUACGAGCGCGAACAGAUUCUGACCGUGCCGCUGCGCUUCGGCCAAUCCCUGGGUCUGCACUAUCUGAGCGGCGCCAUCUUUGGCGCCGGCUGGGUCGUCGGUUCGCUGGAGAUACUGGGCAGCCCGAGUGGACUCGCCCGUUCGUUUACCACGGGCAUGCGCGACUUCAUUUCGAUGCCCGUCCAGGGACUGUUUCGCGGCCCUUGGGGCUUCCUUGUGGGCAUCACCCAAGGCUCCGCCUCGUUGCUGCGCAAUGUCACCGCGGGCACGGUCAACUCGGUGACCAAACUAGCCGGCUCGGUGGCCCGUAACAUUGAUCGACUUACGCUGGACUCGGAGCACAUUGAGCUGACGGAGGCGCGACGACGCGCUCGACCCCAGGGUUUCGCGGAUGGCCUGACCCUCGGCCUAACCGGGCUGGGCAUCAGCCUGCUGGGCGCGGUCGGCGGCUUGGCGCAUCAUACGCUGGAGGCGCGCAGCUCCGUAGGCGUCCUGACGGGCCUGACCAAAGGCAUUGUUGGCGCCAUAACCAAACCCAUAAGUGGUGCGGCCGAAAUGCUGGCUCUGACGGGGCAGGGCGUGCUGCAUACGGUCGGAUUUAAUGCCAUGCCGCAGCAGGUGGAGCCGAGCGUAACGCGGAAUGUGGCAUUGCAUACAAGCUCCUAUCGCAUCUGGCGUUUCCUGCCGCAGCAGCUGAGCAGCGAUCAGAUACUGUGCUUCCAGGAGAUUACCCUGCUGCUCGGUGGCCACCUGCAGCCGGCUCUGCUGUUCCUGACAUCCGCCGUGCUGGUUAUUACGGAGCUCAAGUGUGACGAUCUGAAGUUCAUUUCACCCGUGCUCAAGGUGGAGCUGCUGGCGGAUCGCGACGAUCCCUCCAAGCUGUACCUGAGCCUGAAGCCCGAACAGGCCGACGACAUGGAGGGCCAGAUGAAGUACACCAACGAGCGCAUCAUUAGCUUCCUGAACGCAUCCCGAACCCAUGGGCCGACCAACGAUACUCUGAGCGAUCUGCUGCAGUUGCAUGAACAGGACCAGGACCAGGACGAACACGACGCUCGCCGCCAGACGCAGUGCAUCUUCUACAUUAGACCCAACCUGGGCGAGCAUUUAAUACACUACCUGAAGGUCAUCAGCCAAACCCGAAGAAGCUAAAGUGGGCGAACCUGUACAGAAUGUAUUGUUAACUAGAUGCAUAUUUGUACAUAAUAUUUAUUCUAAUAUAGUCUACGUGCAUCCGUGUUUCGUGCAUCACAUUCCCCCAAGUAUUUCUGACUCCGACUCUGUACACUUUAUACCAAAAACAAAAAAAAAAAACACAAAUAAGACAAUUUAGCAAACUAUAUUUGUUACCUUUUUGACUGGUUGCACUUUUUGCAAUAAAAAACGUAAUUCUUAAAUAUUAUUCUAUUUGUAAACAAAAAAAGGUCGUUAUUAUAUCGGUUCGAACCUUAUUAACAUAUUUUUGUCUUUGUAUAUUUUUUUGGUGCACAAAUAAU